Moesziomyces antarcticus is the source of this 2049-nucleotide messenger RNA. RefSeq names its product UDP-galactose transporter. The transcript has 2 exons. The record is from RefSeq and is a predicted model, not a curated record. NCBI's taxonomy places the organism in Eukaryota, Fungi, Basidiomycota, Ustilaginomycetes, Ustilaginales, Ustilaginaceae. Gene Ontology annotation, molecular function: GDP-mannose transmembrane transporter activity; antiporter activity. Gene Ontology annotation, cellular component: Golgi apparatus. The coding region runs from base 1 to 2049 and encodes 682 amino acids.
AUGGUCAACUUCACAUAUAUCAGCUUCACUGUGUCCAAGGAGGGUCUCACAUCCGCUGUCCUCGAAAAAGCUGGAGCGAGAAUGGCCGCUGCGAGGCCUCUCCCGCCUCGGCGAGGUUUAUGCGGAGCUGGUUGCGCCCGGUGUGCCCUCGGCGGAACAGCGUCUGCGUUCGGCCACUCUGCGCUCAAAUUCGCACAACGCCCUGCAUGGCCUGGGAGAGGCAAGGGCCUCCAGGGCCCACACAGCGUGGGCCAGCCAUGCGGCUCAACAGCAACACGCACAUGCAACGCGGCUCCUUCCAAAGUCGGCGGUGAACCUGAAGGCAGUGUCGACAGCGACAAUCAACGCGCUCCGCUCCGACCCAUCGUGCAUUUACACACCGUCCUUCUUGCAUGGCUCCAACUGGAUCCACUGUCAGCUGCCGACGACCAAAGCAACGCUGAUUCGCCUGCGGCACGUCGCGACAUCUUCCGCCCGCUCAAAAAAAGUUCCACGCAACCAAAGAUCCUCUCCAGAAGUCAACAGCUUGCGCUCCGAUCUUCGCUGCUACCACCAUCCUCGUUCCUCACAUUCUCCAUUUCGUCCGUCAGGGAGAGGCAUCAAGCUCCCCCACACCUCCCAUUCCAGCUUGCCGUCAAGAUGGCCUCCGGCAACAGAUCCUUCUUUGCGCCGCAAGAGACACGCGUCGACUUGCCCCAUGGUGCCGCGACACAAACGCCCGAUAUCACAAGACCAGCGAGUCCUUCCGAGAAUGACCGCGCCCCUUUCCUGAAUGGCGGCGAAGGCUCGCGUGAAGACGUCCGCAUGGGUGCAAAGGCCUUGCGCCACGAUGCAGACAAGCCUGCGGUCGGCAUCAUGGCCCUGGCGCCCAUCCUCAGCUAUUGCGCUGCCAGUAUCACCAUGACCGUCGUCAACAAAUUCACCGUCUCUGGCGCCGGCUUCAACAUGAACCUCCUCGUCCUGCUCAUCCAGUCCACCGUCGGCGUCACAUGUGUCAUGAUCGCAGAGCGUGCCGGCCUGAUCCAGUUGCGCGGCCUCAACUCUCGUGACAUCUGGAACUGGAUGCCCCUCAGCACCAUGCUCGUCUUUGUCAUCUGGACGGGCAGCAAGGCGCUCCAGUACCUCAACAUCUCGGUCUACACCAUCUUCAAGAACCUCACCAUCAUCCUCAUCGCCUACGGAGAGGUUCUCUGGUUCGGCGGCCGCGUCACUCGCAUCGUACUCUCGAGUUUCCUCCUUAUGGUCCUCUCGUCCAUCAUCGCCGCCUGGUCCGACAUCUCCAACGUGUUUGCGAUCGGCAACCUCUCCAUGCCGCACACGCCCGACUCGAUCGCAGGCGGAAUGUCCAAAGAUCCCAACACCGGCGCCAUGAUCCCCGCUUUCGACCCGCUCAAGGCGGAGAAGGACGCCAUCGCCGCGCAGAUCCAGGGUGCUUCAGCCAACGACGUCAUUGAGGGCUUCCAGGGCUACGGCCUCCUCUCGAGCGGCUACCUCUGGAUGGCGCUCAACUGCAUCUGCAGCGCCACCUACGUCCUGCUCAUGCGCAAGCGCAUCAAAGUCACCGGCUUCAAGGACUGGGACACGAUGUUCUACAACAACUUCCUCAGCAUCCCUGUCCUCCUCGUCAUGUCUUUCCUCGUCGAGGACUGGUCGGCCGCCAACCUGCACAAGAACUUCCCGGACGACAAGCAGACCAAGCUCAUCUCUGCCAUCGUCUUUUCGGGCGCCUGCGCCAUCCUGAUCAGCUACACCACCGCCUGGUGCAUCCGUGCCACCUCCAGUACCACCUACAGCAUGGUCGGUGCUCUCAACAAGCUUCCCGUCGCCCUCAGUGGCAUGGUCUUCUUCCACGACCCUCCCGUCACCUUCUCCAGCGUCAGCGCCAUCUCUGUCGGUUUUUUCGCCGGUCUCGUCUACGCCGUCGGCAAGAACAAGCAGGCCGAGGCCGCCAAGCUCGCAGGCAACUCUGCUACCAACGGCUCCUCGUCGUCGGGAAGCAAGGACGGUUCGAGCCUUCCCAUGCACAAUCUCAACGACCGGAAGGAUUGA